This is a messenger RNA of Homarus americanus (American lobster), 1489 nucleotides long. RefSeq names its product cystathionine gamma-lyase-like (gene Cth). Gene Ontology annotation, molecular function: pyridoxal phosphate binding; cystathionine gamma-lyase activity. The coding region runs from base 139 to 1329 and encodes 396 amino acids. Gene Ontology annotation, biological process: transsulfuration. The transcript has 9 exons. Gene Ontology annotation, cellular component: cytoplasm. The record is from RefSeq and is a predicted model, not a curated record. Lineage: Eukaryota; Metazoa; Arthropoda; Malacostraca; Decapoda; Nephropidae.
AUUUGGCAACUCUGCUCGCGCCGGCCAUCAGAAGGCACCAACUCUGCGACGUGUGAGGACGUUCACUGACUCCAUUAGCUCCGUUCUCCUCCCCCCACAUUAUUCAACAACCUUUAGACGGAGACAUCUUGAGGCAUCAUGGAAGAUUUGGGAUAUUUGAAAAAUGAUCCAACCUUCUCAUCCCGGGCCAUCCAUGAUGGCAACGAACCCGAACAGUGGAGUCACUUAGCUGUUGUUCCACCGAUUUCCACAGCUACAACUUUUAAACAGAAUGGUCCUGCUGACUUCAAGAUGUUUGAGUACAGUCGCUCAGGUAACCCUACCAGAAACUGCCUUGAGAAGUGCCUGGCUUCAACUGAGAAUGCUGAGUUUGGCUUGGCCUUUGCCUCGGGUUUGGCUGCUACCACCACCCUAACUCACACCCUUUCUGCUGGUGACCAUAUUGUUUCUAUGGAUGAUCUUUAUGGUGGCACCAAUAGAUAUUUCAGGCAUGUUGCCACAAGAUUUGGACUCGAGAUAGACUUUGUUGAUGCUUGUUAUCCAAAGAAAGUUGAAGCAGCCAUGAAAACCAACACCAAGAUGGUGUGGAUAGAAACUCCCACCAACCCCACACUGAAGCUUGUUGACAUUGCUGCUGUGGCAGCUAUAGUAAAGAAACAUGGAAGUUCAUUCCUGGUUGUAGACAACACAUUUAUGUCUCCCUAUUUUCAACGACCUCUUGAUCUUGGAGCAGAUUUGGUUCUGCACUCAGUAACAAAAUACAUAAAUGGCCAUACAGAUGUCAUCAUGGGAGCCAUCUGUACAAAUAGGAGUGACUUACACGAGCAACUUCGCUUUCUCCAAAAUUCUAUUGGACCUGUUCCUUCUCCAUUUGACUGUUACUUGGUCAACCGGUCCCUGAAGACAUUAGCUUUACGAAUGGAACAACACAUGAAGAAUGGUCUGGCUGUUGCCAAGUUUCUGGAAACACACUCUUGUGUUGAGAAAGUUAUACACCCUGGCUUACCUUCUCACCCUCAGCAUGAGUUAUCCAAGCGUCAGUGCUUUGGUCACUCUGGCAUGUUGAGUUUCUACAUCAAGGGAAAUGAUUUGGAAACUUCUAAGAAAUUCUUCAAGCAUUUGAAGGUGUUCACCCUUGCUGAGAGUCUAGGCGGAUAUGAGAGCCUCUGUGAACUUCCGUCUGUGAUGACUCAUGCAUCUGUACCAAAAGAGACGCGUGACAAACUUGGCAUCACGGAUGGUCUAAUACGGAUCUCAUGUGGCUUAGAGGGCACUGAUGACCUUAUCAAUGACCUUGAUCAAGCACUUAAGGCUGUGAUAUUGCAGUAGUCCUCAUGUUUGGGCAUGGUAACUACAGCGUCUCCUCCUGCACUGUUGUUAGUCAUAAAUGUUGGAAUUAUUUGCUAAACAGUAUUAAAUCUUGAUAAUAAUGACGAGGUCUCUUGUAAAGCAAAAUACUGUAUUAAUAAUAAUUUCCAACUUUUAAAAA